AUCCUCGCGCGUGGAAAUCGGACUUCCCGUUGUCUUCUUGUCGCUCACAUGUAUCUCGUGGUUGUGCGUUAACAUAUUUCUCUAAUUUAUUGACGUAUUUAUUAAUUUAUUUGAUGAUGAUGAUUGUUUCCACGAAUGAGGGCAAUCCAAACGCGCUGAAGCUAAUUAUCGCAGCUAAAUUGGCUCAGAAGGUCGUCACUGUCAAGAUUUUGGAGCCUCGCGAUGCUGUUCUGGGUCGUUUACCAACCCUGAGUACACCCUCAGGGUUGUCUUUAUUCAGUGUUUCUGCAGCAUUACGUUUGAUAUUGCCUGAACCUGAAGAUUUGGAGGCUUCCAUUGAUAGAUGGUUAGAAUGGGAAAUUUCUCAAUUACAGCCAGCUAUAUUAAGUUAUGCUAAGACUUCCCAGAAAACCCAAUUGUGGUCUUUUUUACAAGAUCUCAAUAAUGAACUGAAAAAUAAACAGUACUUAAUUGAGAAGUGUAGUGAUUUAUCAACAGCAGAUAUUUCUAUCUGGGUAAGUCUCUGGAGCACUGUAUUGAUUACAGAUACAGAUAUGAUAAAUAAUAUUGCUCAGGACUUGCCAAAUGUCAAUAGCUGGUUAACUAACAUUUAUAAGCAGUCAGUUAUCCAGCAGUCAAUUGAGGAAUCUGUUAAAAUGUUUAAAUUCGAGAGAGGUGCAAAAGCUAUUGCGAGCAUUGAGGCUGCUUCUUGGUUCCCUGUCAACUCAGCCUUGAAUUUCCAAGUUCGCGAAUCAGUACCUGCCGAUAUUAAUCUAACUAAGGAAAAGGAGGAGAUCGUUAAUCAAGAAGAAAUUUGUAAUGUGGCAAAGAAUUGGACCACUGAAAAAUAUCUGGAAGUCAAGGAAAGUUCAUAUCCUAUACUGCCUAAAAAAGGUGAACGAAAUAUAUUAAUAACAUCAGCUCUACCUUACGUUAAUAAUGUACCGCAUUUAGGAAAUAUUAUCGGUUGCGUUCUUUCGGCUGAUAUCUUUGCAAGGUAUUGCAGGCAAAGAAAUUAUAAUACCCUCUACAUAAGUGGAACCGACGAGUACGGCACUGCAACUGAAGCAAAAGCUCUGCAAGAGAAAACGACUCCUCAAGCUAUUUGUGAUAAAUUCUUUGAUAUACACAACGAUGUUUAUCGCUGGUUCAGCAUUGGGUUUGACUAUUUUGGUCGCACUACUACACCUGAGCAGACAGAAAUCGUUCAAGAGUUUUUUCUAAAAAUAAAAUCAAAAGGCUACAUAUUGACUGAGACUGUGGAACAACUCCAUUGCGAGUUCUGUAAUCGGUUUCUGGCCGAUAGAUUUGUGGAGGGUAUGUGUCCCAGAUGCAAGUACGAAGAUGCGCGCGGUGACCAAUGCGACGGCUGUGGUCACCUCGUGAACGCAGUCGAAUUAAUAAACCCCCGGUGUAAGAUUUGUAAUACUAGCCCCAUCAUGAAAAACUCUGUACAGUUCUUCUUGGAUUUACCCAAGCUAGAGAAGAAACUAAAGGAGUACUCAGCUCCCUUAGAGAAAGGGUGGUCUAACGUCGCGAGAGUGAUUACAAAAGCAUGGUUACGUGACGGUCUUAAGCCACGUUGCAUAACCAGAGAUUUGAAAUGGGGUAUACCAGUUCCGGUAGAGGGUUUCGAAAAAAAAGUGUUUUAUGUCUGGUUUGACGCCCCUUUCGGAUAUAUCAGUAUUACAAAGAGGUAUACCAAAGAAUAUAAGAAAUGGUGGCAACCUGCUCAGGAUACGAAAGUCGAUUUGUGCCAAUUUAUGGCAAAGGAUAACGUUCCGUUCCACACAAUAAUGUUUCCCGCUUAUUUACUAGCGGUUAAUCAAAAUUACACAUUGAUGAGAUAUAUAAUGGCAACUGAAUAUUUAAAUUAUGAGGAUAAGAAAUUCUCCAAAUCUAGAGGUAUUGGAGUAUUCGGGACUGAUGCUAGAGACACUGGCAUUCCAGCGGACGUAUGGCGAUUUUAUUUAGCCUACAUUAGACCCGAAACUCAAGAUUCCAAUUUUAAUUGGGUGGAUUUAGCCACGAAAAACAAUAGCGAGUUAUUAAAUAAUCUAGGCAAUUUUGUCAAUAGAGCUCUUGUAUUCUGUGAAAAGUUCUUCGAUUCUAACGUACCACCGUUAGAAGCAGAAGAAGCUGAUUGGACCGUAUUAGCAUUGGCACAGCGGGAACUGUUAUCUUACAUAAACGCUAUGGAGCAAGCCAAGUUGAGAGAUGGCUUAAAACAUAUAUUAACGAUUUCGAAGCACGGCAAUCAGUAUAUGCAAUUCCAGCAGCCAUGGGUAAAAAUCAAGGGAAAUGACGAUGACAAGAAAAAGGCUGGAACUAUUGUUGCAAUUUGUUGCAAUUUAGCUUGUCUUUUAUCUGCUCUUUUGGCUCCCUUUAUGCCCAAUACAGCCAAACAAUUGCGAUCUCAACUGGGUUUGAGUAACAAAAAUUAUGGCUACAUCCCCGAAACGAUAACAAACAUGUUACCUACUUGGCACAAAAUCGGCAAGCCUAGUCCACUGUUUACUAAAAUCGAAGAUCAUAAGGUAGAAAUGUUACGCAAAAAGUAUGCUGGACAGCAGGAAACUAACGGCGAAGUAACGAACAAAAACGAAAGUAUCGUAUCGUUAGAAGCCACUAUUACGAAGCAAGGCAACCUAGUAAGAGAGUUGAAAGGUAAACACGACAAGAGUGUUUGGCAACCACAGGUAGAAAUUUUGUUAGAUUUAAAGAAGAAGCUAGCUGAUCUCAAAGGCAAUGUAAACGUGCCUGCGAAAAAAUCACCCACGAAAAAUAAGAAAGUCGAACCAACACACGUGCCAGAACAAAAUGGGGAUGCUCUAACAGACGUGGCGGCAUUAGAAUCGGCUAUUGCAAAACAGGGCAAUCUUGUACGAGAAUUAAAGGCCAAGGAAGACGGAAGUGUGUGGAAGCCACAAGUUGAGAUUUUGCUGAAAUUAAAACAACGUUUAUCAGAUCUCACUGGAACAGUGCCAGUCGCUAUUGACAAGAAAUCCAAGAAGAAAAAAUAAAUACAUUUUUCUUGUAAUAGAGUGUAAUGUGAGAUUUUUUUAUUUACUACGUUAUUAACGUGGUUAUUUCUUUGGCACGUGUAAAACGUGACGUAAUAGUAUUUAUCUGUUACUAAUUAGUUUACUCUUGCGCACUGUGUAUUGAAACUUAGAAGGGGGGAGCGGGAAUCAUGAAGACAUUUGUACUUUAUUUAAAUGCGAUUCAUUUGCACUUAAAUACAUGUAACAUACAUAUAACGAUGAUCUGAUAAAUAAUUUACAUAAAAAAUAGAUCACUUUGCUACUC
This is a messenger RNA of Monomorium pharaonis (pharaoh ant), 3309 nucleotides long. It is a transcript of the gene MetRS, whose product is annotated as methionine--tRNA ligase, cytoplasmic. Gene Ontology annotation, biological process: methionyl-tRNA aminoacylation. Gene Ontology annotation, molecular function: ATP binding; methionine-tRNA ligase activity. The record is from RefSeq and is a predicted model, not a curated record. The transcript is spliced from 16 exons. Bases 114 to 3023 code for a protein of 969 amino acids. Gene Ontology annotation, cellular component: cytosol; aminoacyl-tRNA synthetase multienzyme complex. NCBI's taxonomy places the organism in Eukaryota, Metazoa, Arthropoda, Insecta, Hymenoptera, Formicidae.